CAUGCCUCCAGAAGGCUCCUCACUUAUCCCCUUUCAGGUAACAUCUGGAAUGUUGGGUUGCCUGCUUCUUUGGCCCUGAAGUCAUGGCCCUAGGUCUCUUGUGGCUGGGCCUUGCCCUGCUGGGGGCCCUGCAGACCCAAGCUCAGGACUCUACCCCAAACCCUAUCCCAGCCCCACCUCUACUCAGGGUCCCUCUGCAAUCUGACUUCCAGAAUGAGAAGUUCCAGGGGAAAUGGUACGUCUUAGGAUUGGCAGGGAAUGGAUUUAAUAAAGAAAAAGACAGCCAGUUGAAGAUGUAUACUGCCACCUACGUGCUGAAUGAAGACAACAGCUACAAUGUCACCUCUACCGUGGUCUGGGACCAGAGCUGUGACCACUGGACCAAAAUUUUCAUCCCAAAUUUGCAUCUAGGCCAAUUCAACCUGAGCAAUAUUGAGCGUUACACUGGAACGCAGAACUACACUACCCGAGUGGUGACCACAAACUACAACCAGUUUGCCAUACUGUACUUCAAGAAAGUUUUCAACAACCAGGAGCACAUCAAGGUUACACUCUAUGGGAGGAACAAGGACCUGCCUUCUGUGCUGAAGGAAAUCUUCAUCAGUUUCGCCAAAUCCCUGGGACUCACCGAAGACCACAUCAUCUUCCCUAUCCCCAUCGAUGAGUGCAUGGAUAAAUGAGCAAGUGUGCGGUGCCCUUUGGCUCUCUCUACCCCAUCCCCUCCCACUGCUGUCUGCCCAGGGUACCGCCCAGCUGUUCCCACCAGCCUGGAAACCACUGAGAGAACCAGGGGACCCUUCUCACUGCACAGCCCACCAGCUGCUCCCCAGCUGCCCAGCUGACAGAACCCCCUCCUUGGUUGCUAAAUAAACAUAUGUCCCCCGGUC
Felis catus (domestic cat) is the source of this 887-nucleotide messenger RNA. Its product is annotated as neutrophil gelatinase-associated lipocalin-like. The record is from RefSeq and is a predicted model, not a curated record. The transcript is spliced from 7 exons. The coding region runs from base 84 to 680 and encodes 198 amino acids. Lineage: Eukaryota; Metazoa; Chordata; Mammalia; Carnivora; Felidae. Gene Ontology annotation, molecular function: small molecule binding.